CUUCCAUGAAAUUUUGUCAAGGCACUGUUUUUUGUAAGGCACCACUUGUCACCAAAUCUGAUGAGCAUGACUGAGGGAGGAGCAUAUUUUGAGUCUUUCAAUGAUUUAUUUUCACGAAGCAUGGAUAGAGCAGACCCUAGAGUAUCUUCAUUGUUCCUUAUGGGCUCAGUCAAUGGCAUAAUAGUUGUAGUGGUUGCCUACAUGUUGAUGGUGCAUUAUGGAUUAAAGUACAUGAAAGGCCGAAAGCCUUUUGAUGCGAAACAAUUGGUGUUCAUUUACGACUGUUUCAUGGUCGCUAUAAAUGCGUAUAUUGUCUACGAAUGUGUAGCAGUCGCGUUUAGUGAGAACUUCUCUAUUAUUUGUCAGAAGGUUGACUAUAGCUCUAAUUCAAACGCAGUGAGACUUGUUCGUGCUAUUUGGUUAUUUCAUAUAUCAAAAGUGAUCGAGUGUUUGGAUACAUUCUUUUUCAUUAUUCGAGGUAGAACACAUCUUGUAACAUGGUUACACAUUUAUCAUCAUUGUACAAUGAUGCCAUUAACAUGGGCUGGAGUGAAAUGGGUAGCUGGAGGUGAAUUAUUCCAGCCUGUUGCGGUGAAUAGCAUGAUUCAUGUGAUUAUGUACAGUUAUUAUGCACUAGCAGCUCUAGGACCUAAAUGGAGAAAAUUCCUAUGGUGGAAACGUUAUCUUACAAUGUUACAAAUGGUCUGUUUAUCAUUUUGUGUAGAUUAUUUUGUAAAUAAUGUUCAUGUAUAACGUUAGUGAUAUAAAUUACUUGUUAAAAACACAUUUGGUAGGGAAAUUUAUGUCAUACUUUAGUUGUUUUCUAUUUUAGCCGAAUGAGAUUCGUUUUUUACUCAGGAAAGUUUUCGUGUGAUAUAGAAUUCAGCACCAUGUAUAUUAUUUUCCCUUUGGCCUAAGUAUCUAUCCUAUCCCAAGGGUCACUUGGUAAUAAAGUUCAUUUUUGAAAUCAACUAUAAGAUAAAAUAUGAAUAUGUCUAAUCGGUAUGUGUUUAUGAACUGUCUAUGCACUUUAUUGACUUAAAGAUCAUGUAACUUAAAACUUUAACCAUUUACUAAGGUGGGAUAAAAGUAAACACUUAUCGUAGUUUAAGUAAUAUACCUCUUGAUGCGCGACUGCUAAUUAGUGUUAAUGUAUCCGAAAAAAGGGGGAGAGACUACUGUAUCCUGCACAGUAUUCCUUACAACUUCUGCUAUUUGUGUUGUAGACUAUAUUAGGUUCGUUAUAAUAACUUUCGAACCAUAUCUUAUACUUGUCAAGGAAGACAUUACUAAUUACGACUAUAUCUCUAUACAAAGCAGAGGUGAUUGAGAUUUCGAAUGGGAAAAAACUGCAGUUGGACAAUACCCAUAUGUUUUAACUGGAGUGUAUAUUUUAAUGUAUUUGUAUCGUUAUUUAUAUUUCCUGAAAUGGGAGAUUUUUAACACUACCAUCUUAAUUAAAUCUAAGCGGUGAGGUGUAAUUGUUAAUAUGUUAUUAAAUCUUUUCAUAAAAAAUGUUUUACUCAUUUUCUUCACAUUUUAUACAGAUCCAAUUCACCUAUGGGAUGUUAUACUCUUGUAUUUCACUAUAUAAUCAAUGUGGUCUACGCAGAUCAGUUUACGGAUUGAAUCUUUUUUAUGAAGGCAGUUUACUUUUGUUUUUCUACAAUCAUUAUCAACAAUCUUAUCAUAAAUCUAAAGGGCAAAGAACUCUGCUUACGGUAAGCGUAAUCGAAUUUGAAACAGUUAACGCCUUCGAUGAAUUUGUAUAGUGUAAUAAGAAGACGGAGGUUAUCUGAGAAAUGUGAUGUAUUCGCGCAAUACAUUUCGAACAGUCUGAUCACACACUAACUUGUCAAGACAUUUUAUAUGAAGGAUGAAAAUAUGGUGGGAUAAAAUAAAGAUAAUAUAGGAAAAUAUAGGGAUAAUAAGGAGGAAUAAUACAUUUUCACACGUCUCUCGGCAUAAAGAUGCGAUAAAGAUUACCAAGGGACGUGGGGCUUAUCCCUAAAUGGUUAGAAAAACAAUUACAUUCAAAUAAUUUGAUAAAUACAGUGGGUAAACAGACGCGAUCAUCGAUAGGUAAACACAUUAUGAAAACAGGUCACAGGAUUGACCCCAGAACACCUUUUAGACCAUUGUAUAGGAACCAAACUUGUAUCAGCGAAGAAAUAUUUCUUUUUAACGACUUCAUUAUCAAGUUGUACAGUCAUAUUUAUACUCGGUAAGUGACAGAUAACUUCACUAAAAAGUUGCUGAGUCAAUAUGCAGAAUAUAUACUAUCGGUGUAGGUGAUGGUGUUUAUUCAAGUGGAAGGAUUAGAAAAUUGGUCACUGAAUAAGGAACUAAUUGAUAACAAGGGGUGAGAUAAGAGAUACUUGUUGUCAAAGAAUUGUAAGACUGUGAUAAUUUAGCUAAAACAUGCAAAAUAGGUCAGUGAAUAAGGGGAUAUGGGUCAAAAGUUAUCAAUGAAGUGAAAAUUGGUGAUAAUGAUGAUAAUAAAAGAGAAGUAUACCAAAAUGAAGUAAAAUGAGAUUGACAAAAUAACCAAAAUGAAUUGUUUAAGCCAAAGUAGAGAAAGUGGUUUCACAAAACGUUUUUGAAUGGAAAGUUUCGGUUUUUGUUCAUGUAUAGCUAAUGCUUCUGCUAUGCAUAGGUGAUGGAAACAUAAACCUUUGGAGUAGUUCAAUUUAACGCUGUAAAUUACUUUAAAGGAUGAGUCUCGAAGUGCUUAAUGAUCUAAUUCUACUAGGUGUUCACAUAAAGGAGAAGUCGUUUUCCUUUGCCCCGCCUUCGGUAAGCCAAACCGGGUAAUGUUGAACAGCACGUUUUCGAAAGGGCUCGCUUAUAACGUCCAAUAUAGUCAGCAGGCCCUUCUUCGGACAUGUGCUGUGCUUAUCAAGCUGGAUUAUUAAUAAAUAAUCUCAUGAAUAGUCUGUGUUUGGUCAAGCAACACUAUUAAAGUUGACUUUGAAGUUUUUGAUUAACAGAUGUGUGAUGUUUUAGUUUGCUUAUUGAUCCCUUGAGUAUAACUCGGAGAAACCAAUUCUUGUUCAAUUAUAAUAGGUUGUCUUAACAAUGGUUUUCUUUAGGUACAAAAACUUCUUUCACUGCUUAAAAUUGCAAAUCAGUCAUGUUUUACACUAAAUUUAAAGAUGUAAAGGAAAAUAUCCAUUCCAUAGAUGAGUCAUAUUGAUAUGUAAUAAUUCAUUUCGGCCGAUAAUCUUCGACUGAUUAUAAAUGUUACUAAAGGAAAUUAGUGUAGAAUUAUUGUUUAUUGAAGUAAUGCCUUUUAAACGGUGCGCUUUAUCCACUUAACUGAUUAAAGUAAACCAAUCAUAUAACGGAAAGAACAAUUAUAUUUUGUUGUACAUGUAUCUGAUAGGUAUAAAUUAUAGAGUUCUAAAUUAAACAUAGCAUCAUUACUAUAGCAGUAUAAUGACAGUAGCUGUUUAACAAUGAAAAGUACUAGACUGUUCAACUACAAAUGUUGAUUUCAUGAACUCUAGGCAUAAUGCAACAACACUGCGACAAAGAGAGUAAUACAAAGAAAUCAUGAGUUCUCAUGAAAAGCACUCUGAUAAGUUUUAUAAAGCCUGUGCAUUUGUACAACUAAGCAAUGACCGAAAGAUAUAGACAAUCACUUAGAAAAAAUAAAGCAUAGUGAAACUGUAAUUGAAAGCUAACUACAAACUCAAGUGGAAGAUGAGAACAACAACAAAGUUGAAAAACAGUGGACUUCAAGAAGUAUGGCUACUCAUUCUUAAAAAGUCUAUCAUCAUCUCUGAUCCACUAUGAAAACAACAAGAUUGAAUAUGUGUGAAGCUUAAGAAAUGACCGGAAAGAGCUGACUGAUCACAACAAUUUUAUCUGAAUUAAUAAAGGCAUCUUAUUGUCCUAUGAUCAUCACCAGAUUUAAAUGUAAUUUAGAUAUAACCUAACUAAGCCCACAACAUGAAAAUGCAGUUAACGAAAUUGAUGUAUCACAUAGCCUAAUGGUUAUAUUGCAAACUCGGUCGAUUGAGUUUGAUCAUUGCUUAGGUCUUUCAACCUAACAGCUAUAUCACUUACCAUCCAGUCAUUGAUUUUUGAGUAAAUCUGAACUGACAACGAUCUUAUGGAUGACUAAGAAAAGUUGAUGAUAGCAAAGCCUAAAGAAAUGUAGAAAGCAUGUGUUAACUAUUGGAGGGCAGUUUCUCAGGCUAAUUAGACAGAUUAGGGUCAAAAGUUGGUGCCUAGUGGAUGAUUAAUUUAACUGUUGAGAACAUAACUGCAGUAUCGGUUACUAUGCUCUCAAUGGUAGUUAAAAUCUCCUCUAGCCACUCUUCAGCUACCUGCUAUUUGGCUUCAAAUUAAAUGUGUGUACUUUUAAGGCGUUCAAAUCGUGUUAGUGUGAGCAAAGUUAUCAAAAAUGUGAAAAAUAAGAGGUAGAAUUGCCUGAGUUGGUUUUUACUGAUUAUGAAAACAAAGCCUACUUACUGGUGAAUGACAGUAACCAUAUUUAUUGACAAAAAAGCACGCCUUUGAUUCCAAUGACUGUUAAAGGAGAUUCCCGAUGCAGUUUAUACAUGACAUGAUGGAGGGGAUGGAUACCACUUGAAGUGUUCAUCAGAAUAUCAUCAAUCAGCAUUACUCGAUAAUCAGAUCGAGUAGAUAUAGACAUUGGAUUGUCUCCUCACUUGUUUCGAAUAAAGCUCCUCAACCAUUUGCCUCCUUACUGUUAACAAUGACUCCAAAUUAAUAGUCUCUUAUGUAAUCAGGUUGGAUGGGAUACGGCCAUGCCGACACUUACACAGAUGGAUUUAAUCGAGAGAUUAGGAAACAGUAAAUCAGGCAUAAAUUCAUAAACACAUAGCAAUUAGAAGUCAUAUCUGACACAACUACUUACUCAACAUCUACCUGCAGCUGUCUCACUCACCGGAGUGGAUAGGCCUGAUAAACAACGCUCGUGCAAAGCACUCAUUAGUUGUUACUUGUGUGUUACUGUUUGAAGAGUAUUUGAAUUGUGUGAAGCAUGAAUAUAACACUGUGAACACAGAUCCUCAAGAGAAGCGUGUAAAUCUCGAAGGACCUUAGCAUUGAUCGUUUUAGCAACGAGAUUCCUGACAACAAAUAUGCAAUGUCAAGGUGUUGGUGUGCCACUCUGGCUGUCAAGAAGUGACUGUAGUCGAUUAGGAGUUUACACUCUUUUUCGAAACUUGUGUUGGUUGUGGAGUACUACAUACAAGAGUUUUGAACAGCUCAAAAGGUAGUCGACUACCAUUUAUGCGGUCAGUCAGAUAUACUUAGUUGUUGAUUUUGUAAGAUGUGAUGAGUGAUUUUGAGUCUUCCAACUGAAAUCGAUUUUCACACCACUUGUGAAAAUUGUUUUGAUGAUUUACGUUUGUUUCCUUGUUUGUCUGUUUGUUUGUUUGUAUGUUUUGUGUUAUUCACUCAUCUGAGUUGUUUUUAAUAUUUUGAUGAGGCUUAAGAUUAAUCGUUUAAUUGUUGUUGUUUUUUUUGAGAGGGAAGUGCACUGAAAUCGAGGUAUUGCAUAACUGUUUUCAUCUUUUUUUAUUAUUACACAUAUGUAGACUGAAGAAAACUUAACAGUCAAUCAAACGGGUGAGAAUGCGAAAAUGGAUUGAAUUAAAUGCCAGUAACUCCAGCCAACAUUCUUCACUGUUUUUUUGAUACACGUAUGUAAAACGAAAAACGUGACAUAUAAGCCUUACAUUUUUAUAAUAUGACAAAAUUCUAUCUUCACAAUAUUAAGGUCUUUACUAAUUACCAAGUAUUUUAUUGUUUGCCUUCUUCGUAAAAAUCUAUGGUCAGCUGUUAUACUACCACAUUUUAAGUUAUCUUCACAUUUAAGCUUAUUCUGUCGAACUAUACACUUUGGAAGUCUACAUGUUUGCUCGUGUUUUAUCAAGAUCAAAUCUACAAAAUUUUUCAUCUUUACCUGUCUCCCUCUCAAGUUAUUAAUUUUUACUCUUUUUCAUGUUCUUUAUCAUCAUUGAUUAUGUGUAUAAUAAAGAAGUUGCUAAAUCA
Molecule: messenger RNA, 6030 nt
Organism: Heterobilharzia americana
Lineage: Eukaryota; Metazoa; Platyhelminthes; Trematoda; Strigeidida; Schistosomatidae
Source: the annotation of a GenBank genome assembly